Messenger RNA from Motacilla alba alba, 5870 nucleotides. RefSeq names its product TNF receptor associated factor 2 (gene TRAF2). The record is from RefSeq and is a predicted model, not a curated record. The coding region runs from base 550 to 2058 and encodes 502 amino acids. NCBI's taxonomy places the organism in Eukaryota, Metazoa, Chordata, Aves, Passeriformes, Motacillidae. Gene Ontology annotation, biological process: positive regulation of canonical NF-kappaB signal transduction; positive regulation of JNK cascade; tumor necrosis factor-mediated signaling pathway. Gene Ontology annotation, molecular function: zinc ion binding; ubiquitin-protein transferase activity; tumor necrosis factor receptor binding. Gene Ontology annotation, cellular component: cytosol; cytoplasmic side of plasma membrane; plasma membrane signaling receptor complex. The transcript is spliced from 9 exons.
GAUGCAUAAGCAGCUAAAACAAAAGCAUUUUAUUCUUUGCCUUCUUUCCAAUUUGCUCAUGCCUCUUGUGUCCUCAUUUUCCAUCCCUCUGGAGAACCCUUUGUGCUUGAUUUGGCACCACCACUAAAUCUGGGCUCCACUGUGUGCCCAGCUUCCUCCCAGGAACAUCUUGGACUAGCUGCCUCUGGGCAGAAUUUUGGUCCCUCCUGACAGCUGACAAGUGUGAAAGCAGGUGUUGGUAGGCUGUGGUGGCCAACAGGUUUUUGGUGAACUGAGUUUAUUAUAUUUAUUUCUUAACACCUUUAAGACAGUUUUUUACCUUAUUUGGAGCAAGUAGACUUGAUAUCUCUAAAGAGGCUGCAUUUCAGUCAGCUCAGACAGGGGUUUUUAUUAGGUCUGACCUUCCUGUCUCUGUGUUCUGGAUUUAGUUCUAAAAUUCAAAUUUCCUCCCAUAUUUGGGAGGUAAAGGGAGGUUUGUAGUGUGGUUUACAUCAGUAUGUUUACUUAUGUUGGAGGACAGUCCAAUAAUCUGUGAGUAACACAGUUUAUAUGACAAAUCAUCCCCAUGCAAUUAUAAUCAGUUGGAGAAAAUACUUUUAUUUCCAGUCUCUGGAGAUACAGCCAGAACUUUUCGUUCACAUGGCAGCAGCAAACUCUUCUCCACCUGGUUCUCUGGAUCUAAACCAGCCUGGGUUUGCAAAGGAGAUCCUAGGAACUAAACUGGAGGUCAAAUACCUGUGCUCCGAUUGCAAGAACAUCCUCAGGCGGCCGUUCCAGGCACAGUGCGGCCAUCGCUACUGCUCCUACUGCCUGAAGAAAAUCAUCAGUGCUGGACCUCAAAAGUGUGCUAGCUGUAUCCAGGAAGGAAUAUAUGAAGAAGGAAUUUCUAUUUUGGAAACAAGCUCGGCUUUCCCAGACAACGCGGCACGGCGGGAAGUGGAGAGUCUGCCUGCUGUCUGCAUCAACAGCGGCUGCACCUGGAAGGGAACCAUCAAGGAGUACGAGGCUCACGAUGAAGUCUGCCCUGAAUUCCCGCUGACUUGUGAAGGCUGUGGGAAGAAGAUUCCCAGGGAGAAGUUUCGGGACCAUGUGAAGACAUGUGGCAGGUCCAAAGUACCUUGCCGGUUCGAGGCCGUGGGCUGUGCUGAGGUGGUGGAAAAUGAAAAGCUCCCGGAACAUGAAAGGAAGUGUUUGGCAGAGCAUCUCUACAUGCUUCUGAGCUCUGUGCUCAGCCUCAAGACUGGUGCUGGGGACCUGAAACCCCUUCCUGUCCCUUCCUCAUCACAAAACAGUUCCCCACUUCUGGCAGCAAACUCACUGUGCUCAGAGUCGGAGCUCUCCAGGUCCCUAGAGCUCUUGGGAAGGUGUGAGGCCCUUGAGAGGAAAACAGUUACCUUUGAGAACAUUGUCUGUGUGCUUAACCGGGAGGUGGAAAGAGUGUCCCUGACAGCUGAAGCCUACAGUCGCCAGCACCGGCUGGACCAGGAGAAAAUCGAAACACUGAGCAACAAGGUCCGGCAGCUGGAGAGGAGCAUUGGGCUUAAAGACCUGGCCAUGGCUGAGAUGGAGGAGAAGAUCCGCAACAUGGAGGCUUCCACCUAUGAUGGGGUUUUCAUCUGGAAGAUAACGGAGUUUGCCCGGAAGCGUCAGGAGGCGAUAACAGGCCGCUCUCCGGCCAUCUUCUCUCCAGCUUUCUACACCAGCAAGUACGGCUACAAGAUGUGUCUGCGCGUCUACCUGAACGGGGACGGCACCGGCCGCGGGACCCACCUGUCCUUGUUUUUUGUGGUGAUGAAGGGACCUAACGAUGCGCUGCUGCGGUGGCCCUUCAACCAGAAGGUCACCCUGAUGCUUCUGGACCAGAAUAACCGGGAGCACAUCAUCGAUGCCUUCCGCCCUGAUGUGACAUCCUCAUCCUUCCAGCGCCCUGUCACGGAGAUGAACAUUGCCAGUGGCUGCCCCCUCUUCUGCCCCGUGUCCGUCAUGGAAGCCAAGAACUCCUACGUGCGUGAUGAUGCCAUCUUUAUUAAAGCCAUCGUUGAUCUCACGGGCCUCUAACCCUCCUGACCUUGGAGCAGUGAGCAUGGAGCCAGCACUGCCCAGGGCAUCUCCCGCUUGUGCUGCACUUCAGGCGGGUCUCAGAGCAAGAGGGGGCACAGGGAGUGGAAAAGCCCUUCCUGAAAAGGGACCUUUGCUCUGAGUGGAAAUGAGGUGUCUGAUGGGAGCCCUCUUUCCUGAGGAGAGGGUUAGGUGGACACUGGCAGGCUGUGGAAUAUGGAAGAUUCCCUGCAGGGACUUGGAUGUCCGAACUGCUGCUGUCUGGACUCCAGUGGAAACCAGUGCAGCUCUUUCUCUACCAGUUUAGCUGACAUCCACAGCUCUCUGUAGUAAAACAGCGGUUUGCCUUGCCUGAGCUCCACCUCCUGUGGAUUUUGGCUCAGCUGUCUAGGAUUUCCUUCUGAGAUCUCCAUGUUCCUGGAAGUUGUGUGCUGUGUGGGGUGCCAUGGCUCUGCACUGCUGGUUGCUCCACACCCGGGGAGACAAGGAGGGUGUGUGACAGCUGCAGUGCCAGCUGGGCAAGAGAGAGACAGACUGGUUUGGUGCCAUUGGUGUGUUAGGAGGGUGCUGAGCCUAGCUGCAGGGCAGGGGAGCCCUGAGUCUAGCCCUUCCUGGGUGUGUGAUGGGUGGUGUGUGCUGGAGUGUGGAAUGGGGCAGGAGGUGCUGCUGCCCAGGAGGGACCAUGGGGCAGCACCAGGGAUGCCUGUGGGGAAGAAGUCAAUCUGCUGUGGAGAUUGUCCCUCCUGUGCCAGGAGAGGAGGGUGACACAGAGCUUAGUGUGCACCCUGAGAGCUCCAAGCCGUGCCCCUCUCUGCCCUGUGUGCCAAGCAGCACUGGAUGGGAUGGGUGCUGUGCUGUGGGAGCUGUCUUUGCUCAUAGGCAGACACAGAAAACUGGCUUCGUUUCCACAGCGGGACAGCUCCACCAGCCUUUCUAGGGCUUCUGCUGCUGUUGAGCUCCAUGUCCAUCUGUGGCCGCACUGCCGUGUCUCUCUGGGCAGUGCAACCUUGGGCUGUGGGAUGUGUACUGUCUGCCCAUGCAUUGUGCACUGCUGGCCAGCCCCUGGACUCUCACAGCACCUGUAGUCACCAGCAGCAGGUCUCCCUCACUGUUCCUCCCCAUCCCUGAGCUCAGGAGUCAGCACCUGGUUCCAGAUGGCAGCACCUUGGACCUCUUCCUCCAUUUAGCCCCACAUUGAAUCUGCAGCCACCUGGAUAGGAUCUGGGGCCUGGAGAAGUGAAAUGUGCCCUUUCUGCCACUGGGUUCCUUCCUUCUGGGCAGCCCAUGUUCAGCAACCAUGAGAAGGUCUCGGUGUUAGUGGGGAAGAACUGGCUGCCACAUCCCUGCAGCAGAGUGCUUUCUGCAGCUUUGUUGUGGCCAUGGGUAGCUCUGGAUGGGUCCUGAUCCAGGGUGAACUUGAAGCUUUGUUGCCUCCUUUGCCUGGGCUUCGCACACCCCUGUGAGUGGCUAAAUGUGACAUAGGAGAUGUUGUGUUGGUGACAGGAACCAGCUGUGAACACCCUGCAGUGAUCAGGGGCCCUGGCUGGCUCUUGUGCUGUUCCUCAGGCAGUGGGGCUGGAGAAUGGUCACCCUCCUCAAUGGCUGCCAGGGAUUGGCCCUCCACUGCCAGCAGCUCCUGCCAGGUGCCCAGCCUGUGUCUGAGGCUGCAGGGCCUGGCGGGCUUGUGGUCUGCUCACACCUUGGCUCUGGCACAGCCACCCUGAGGGGUCCAGAACACCAAUCAGGCUCUGCCCUGGCAGGGAGCCCUGCAGGGUCUGGCUGUCCCCGCCAUGUGCUGGCACAGCCCUGACCUGCCGCUGGGGCUGUUUGGAAUGUCCCUGCUGCUGCCAAGGAACUCAGGGGCCUCUUAGCUCUCCUGACCUUGGAGCAGUGAGCGUGCCCAGGAACUCAGGGGUGCCCAAUGGCCUGCAGGCUGAGCUGGACCUUGGCCCAAGCUGAACCUCUUGCACCCACAGCUGCUGUGCUGGCCAGGUGCUCUCAAGAUAGGUGUUGGGGUGACCUGUGAGCCCCCUUUGGAAUCGGUGCAUGGAACUUCUCACAUGUGUGUAUGCAGCGUCUGGGAACAGACCCAGCCCCUGCUGCUGGGGGAGGGGGACAGAAGCUGGUGACAGCACAGCCUGAGGUGGGAGAGGGGUCACAGGACCCUUCCCUUUGUGUAAGUCCCCUCCAGCCUGUUCCACGGGACAGAUCAAGCCUGUGUUGCUGCUCUCACCCUGUGCCUUACAAGGAAAAUCCAGGCUAGCAGAGCCCUGCUCCUGUUUACAGCAACUCCCCAGGGAUGCUUGGAAAAGCCUGGGAAGGGAGAGGAAGGUCAGCUCUGCUCACAGAAUUGCUGGUAGUUAAGUGUUAUGUGGGGGGAGCUUGUUCUAUGUUGAUCAGAAUGUCUGCUCGUGGGGUGCUGCCUACAGCAGGGCUGGGGGCUCUGGCCAGGUAGUGCCAGGAGGGACUGUGGAGACACUGGCUCAGUUGAGGGGGGGGGGGGGGGGGUCUGGGCUGCUUUCAGAGUGGGAACUGGUGCUCCUGCCCCAGCACAUGUUUGGAAGGUCUGUAGGAGAGUUGGUGCUGCAGCAAAGCUCAGGCUGAGCUCUUCAGGCUAACGGGCUUACUGUUGGAGGAGAAACAUGGCCUGUCAGCCUGUCCCGCUGGGAGCUUUUUCCUCCCCAUCCUUCUGGUACUGCUGAUGCUGUCUGGGCCUUUUUUUGGCUCUUAGCAGCUCUGGAGCUGGCAGCAGGAAUUGUGCUUAUGUACUGCAGGCAGGGGCCCAGCCCCUUCCUGGGCACAGCUCUGCUGGCCUGGCAGCCACAUGGAUAAACACUGGGCACAAGCCACCACUGGAUUUUUGUGGGUUUUUUGUUUUGUUUUGUUGUUUUUUUUUUCCCCUUUUGACUACACCAGCUCAGCACUGUGAACUAGGUUUUGUUUUCCUUGAUGGUGUAGUAGUAUGGUCAGAACCACUAAUAAAAGCUGUUUGAACAGCAUUGCUGUGUAUGAGCCAGGGGAUCCUGGGCACAGCAUGGGGGAGGAUUGUGUCAGGGUAGGGGGUUUCUGUGCUGGGGGAUUAUUUCUGUGCUGGGAACUCUCCCCAACUCCUGUGUCCCUGGAGGAGGAUUCCCAAACAAGGAGGGAACAGGGGGGGUCUGUAAUGGGAAGGGAAGCAGCUGGAGUCUGGCUGCUGGAGCUCCACUGGGCCAAAGGCCAGUGGGAACCAGUGCAGCAGUGCUGGGCCAGUGGUUCCAGUGGUUCUGCUGCUAAGGCAAACCCAACACUCCUGUUCCUGGGCUGUAACAGCUCUGAGCUCCUCCAGACCAGGCUGCUUUUUCCUUACUGCUAUUGGGAGCCCAGUGCCUGCAGGAUGCCUGUUCCUGCUCCUGCCAAGCUGCAGCACUAGCCCAGAGACUAAACCCAUGUGGGGGCAGCAGCCUGGUGGCCUCUACUCACUGUGUAUGGAAGAGACAAACACAAGGAAUGACCAUGGGUGCCUGUCCCCUCUGGGAAGCCCCCAGACUCCCUUCAUACCACAGCAGCUGCUGCACCAGGGAGAUGCGAAGGGCAAUGAGGGGACAAGUGGCAUUGCAGCUCAGGAGGCUGCUGUGGCCCAGGAAUGCCAAACAGGAUUGGAGGGCUCUCUGCUUACCCGUUCUGUGUCUGUUAGUGCUUGGAAAAACAUAAGUCCAGGAGGGACCUAGCCUACCCUGGAACCUGCAGUGUUCAGCCCUGGCUGCCAUGGAUGCUUGCUGCCCUUUGGCCAUCCCUUGCCUCUCUCCUAUUGCUCACAGCUCUCUACCCACACU